This is a messenger RNA of Symbiodinium pilosum, 308 nucleotides long. NCBI's taxonomy places the organism in Eukaryota, Dinophyceae, Suessiales, Symbiodiniaceae. The record is from the annotation of a GenBank genome assembly.
GCCAGCUCGUUUUGGAGACGCUCUCUCGCGGGCAGCUGCAUGCUCAUGCAGAACGGCUGGCCAUCGCCAGCUACACGGCCUACCCUGGGGUUCACCGCCUGCUGAUGAGCGUGGAUCCGGGCGACUGCAUGCGCGGACUCGCGACAUGGCGCGGCUGGUGGUGGGGCGUUAAGAACGCCCAAGAUGGAAUUUACCCAUCCGCGGUUUUCGGUGGCCCCUCCGACGAUGCACAUCUUGCUGAAUGGGCGGUCUUGAUCUUGGGCGAAGUGCGACGACUCGUUUGUGCUCGUUGGGAUCAAGUGCUGUAA